AUGUCCGAAGACAGACUUGGAGAUUUAAGACUGGAUUUGGCACAAGCAGUUAAUCAAGUGUACAAGUUCAUGUCCAAGCUAGGGAAGCAACAUUGGGAAGAAGUCAAAUGGAUUCUAAGGUACUUGAAGGGUACAACUAUUCAUAGUAUCAUGUUCAACAUGGAGCAGAAUGUUUCAUCGAUUGUGGGAUAUGUGGAUUCUAACUAUGCAGUUGAUCUGGAUGAUAGGAAGUCUACAACAGAGUAUGUUUUUACUCUUGCAUGGAGGCCUAUAUGUUGGAAAUCGUCAAUUCAAUCCAUAAUAGUUAUGUCUACAAUUGAGGCGGAAUACAUGGUAGUAUAUGAAGCUCCCAAAUGUAUCAUUCUAGGACCAAACAUAUUGAUGCGAGGUUCCAAAAGAUCAGAGUUGGUAGCGUCCAUACAUAUAUUACUUCAAAAGGUUCAUAGUUCAGAGAAUGCAAUUGAUAUGUUGACCAAGUCAGUCACUAGUGAGAAGUUCAAAUACUGUUUGGAUUUGUUAUAUGUUUCUUAG
Lathyrus oleraceus (garden pea) is the source of this 531-nucleotide messenger RNA. Its product is annotated as secreted RxLR effector protein 161-like. The transcript has 3 exons. The record is from RefSeq and is a predicted model, not a curated record. The coding region runs from base 1 to 531 and encodes 176 amino acids. NCBI's taxonomy places the organism in Eukaryota, Viridiplantae, Streptophyta, Magnoliopsida, Fabales, Fabaceae.